Messenger RNA from Drosophila novamexicana, 1031 nucleotides. Its product is annotated as nudC domain-containing protein 3. The record is from RefSeq and is a predicted model, not a curated record. Gene Ontology annotation, cellular component: cytoplasm. The transcript is spliced from 3 exons. Gene Ontology annotation, biological process: protein folding. NCBI's taxonomy places the organism in Eukaryota, Metazoa, Arthropoda, Insecta, Diptera, Drosophilidae. Bases 18 to 932 code for a protein of 304 amino acids.
UUUGGGAAAGAAUUGAAAUGGACUUUCAGCGAAGCGAUGCUAUGUUAAUGGAAAUAUUGCAGGAGCGGAAAACCAUUACUGGAUUCUUGGACGCAAUAUUUGGUUUUUUGAGACGCAAUACCGACUUUUACCACACCAAGAAAGAUGCAGAAGACAAAAUCGGUUUUCCGAAAGGAAUGCGGGAUCAAAUUCUCUAUGGCGCUAUGCAGCGCUACGACCCCGACUGUUGGCUGCAAACUAUGAGCGCGGAAAGCGGAAUUGAAGAUAGUGGGGAAAAUGCGCCGCCUGCCAUUCAGGAAGUGUCUGUAGAGACUGAUGAGCAGACGCCUCCAAAUACUCUGACACAGCCAAGUGGAGCUGCUAGCGAUGUAAGUCGGAGAUUUGAACCCGGCGACUUUAAGAACGGUGCUGCAUUUGAGCAUCACUGCUGGUCGCAAACCCUAAAGGAUUUAGAAGUGCAGGUUCAGCUGCCUCCCGGUCUUAAAACUGUCAAACAACUGUGCAUCGAUAUCAAAGCGCAGCAUAUCAAGGUGAGCAGUAAAAGUGCACCAGGGCAGGUAAUCUUAGAAGGAAUGCUAAGUCAGCGUAUACGGCAGAAUGAUGCCAUGUGGUCCAUAGAAAAUGGCCGGCUUCUGAUCUGCUGUGACAAAGCGAAGGAGCGAUGGUGGGAGCGCCUGUUUGAGGGUGACGAUGACAUUGAUAUCAAGAAACUUGACUGCGAACGCUACAUAGAUGAGCUCCCACAGGACUCUCAAGUUGCCAUUGAGAAGCUGCGAGUACAGCAAAUGGCAGCGGACAAACAACAAAAUGCUUUACACACAUCGAGUCCAGAGCAGGUCGAAACAAUAGAACGCUUGCGAAAAGCGUGGGAUGCGGAAGGUUCGCCAUUUAAAGGACAGCCCUUUGAUCCGUCGGUGGUGCGAAUGAGCUAAAACUUUAUUAGUUACAUUAGGUUACGAGAAAAUAAACGUCAACGUACGUUUAUUAGUAUAAGUAUAAGGUUAUUCUUAACUAAGAAUAAAUUAUGACUU